AGAGCCAGUUGAUAACCGGCAGCAGAGACGAUAGGUUGUUGUUUUGUUCAUCUCUCUUCGUAAUCUUUGUCAGUCGUUGUGUAUUGUAACCUUGUUUUUGCGACUGUCGGAGCGGCAGACCCUUUCCUGUUUUGCAGCUCCUGUCCUUUCACUGAAAUCGUGAAGAAAAUUUGAAAAAAAUGGAUGUUACCCAACUGGAACAGAAAUUGAAAGAACAUGGACAAGAACAUCUUCUCCAGUUUUGGCCGAGUUUGUCUGAAGAGGAGCGAAGCCGAUUGCUCCAUGAACUCAACGACAUCAACAUGCCGGAGGUCAUUGAAUUCUUUCGCCACACGAUAGCAUCGGCAAACGACGAGGAAGAAAAACUGGACGAACAUUUGCAGCCGAUUCCACCUGAAUUGCACGGUGCAAUUACCCGGACCAGCCCCGAACUGUUAAGGCAUUACGAACACCUUGCCAUGGAACAGAUUGGCCAAGGUCGCGUUGCUGCUCUGCUCCUAGCCGGUGGACAGGGGACACGUUUAGGUGUCGAUUACCCAAAAGGGAUGUUCAAUGUCGGCUGUCCUUCCGGGAAAACGCUCUAUCAGUUGCAAGCGGAAAGAUUGGUACGACUCCAGCAAUUAACGGAAGAAAGGACUGGGCUAAAAGGAGCCAUCCCUUGGUACAUCAUGACAAGUGAACACACGAAAGAGCCGACGCAGGAAUUUUUCCGCCGCCACGAUUUUUUCGGACUCAAGGAGGAAAACCUGGUGGUUUUCGAACAGGGAAUGCUGCCUUGCUUCUCUCUGGAUGGCAAAAUCAUAUUGGAAACCAAGUCGCACGUCGCCAAAGCCCCUGAUGGUAACGGAGGGCUAUACAGAGCCUUGCGUGAUCGCCGAAUCCUCGAUGACAUGGAGAGGCGACAAAUCCAAUACAUCCAUGUUUACUGUGUCGACAACAUUUUGGUCAAGAUGGCCGAUCCACAUUUCAUGGGAUUCUGUUUGAGCAAAGGCGCCGAUUGUGCUGCUAAAGUGGUGGAGAAAGCAUUUCCUACUGAGGCCGUGGGGGUUGUAUGCAAAGUCCAUGGACAUUAUCAAGUGGUAGAGUACAGUGAAAUCACAUUGCCGACGGCCCAGAAGCGAAACGCUGAUGGAAGACUUACAUUCAGUGCUGGAAAUAUUUGCAAUCAUUUCUUCACGACGCAGUUCCUUCGCAAAGUGAUCAGUGGUCAAGAAGGAAUGUUGCAACAUCACAUUGCCAAAAAGAAGAUUUCACACGUCGACUCGACCGGCAAAAUUUGCAAACCAGACAAACCCAACGGAAUCAAAAUGGAAAAAUUCGUUUUCGACGUCUUCCAAUUCGCAAAGAAUUUCGUCGUUUGGGAGGUAUUACGCGAGGAUGAGUUUAGUCCUCUCAAGAACGGCGAUCAGAGUGGCGACAAGGACACACCGACCACGGCCCGCUUAGCCCUAUACUCGCUCCAUCAACGCCAAGUUUUAGCCGCCGGUGGCGUUUUCGUCGAUGACGAAGGCAUUCGAUUGCCGCUGAUUCCCAGCGCACCCACUGUCGCAGGCCCCGAAGCGAUCUCGAAAAAUGAGACGAACAACAAUGAAAUCCAAAAGACAUGUUCGAGACGGGAAGAACCUCUGAUUUGCGAGAUAUCACCGCUGGUCUCGUAUGCUGGAGAGGGGUUGGAGGAGUUGGUUAAGGGCAAGAAAUUCCGGCCGCCGCUGCUCCUAUCCAGUCCGUCUGAAUCCAACGGCGUUAUUGGAAAUUGAUUUCGUUGAAUAGAAUCGGAUUCAACUUGCGUCCAUGAACGUCAUGCUUGACACCACAGAUUUCCUCCUUGAUUGCAAUCAAGUUUCAUUUACUGCACAGAACUAACCAAUUGACUUACUUCAACAAGAUUCGCCUUAGCAACCAGACGGGGACCAAUCCAUUAUUUCAUAAUCGGUUUUCACAAAUUUAGCAAGUUCUUCGUUAAAAACAAAAAAAGGCAAAAGCACUUUACACAUCGUACACUCCCUGUCGAUUUCGGUUUUACUUGUAUGGAUGUCAUAAAGAAAGCAUGAAAAAAAAUUAUAUAAUUAAAAAAUCGAAAAACCUA
Molecule: messenger RNA, 2086 nt
Organism: Daphnia pulicaria
Lineage: Eukaryota; Metazoa; Arthropoda; Branchiopoda; Diplostraca; Daphniidae
Gene: mmy
Product: UDP-N-acetylhexosamine pyrophosphorylase-like
Exons: 11
Coding region: 180-1757 (525 amino acids)
Biological process (GO): UDP-N-acetylglucosamine biosynthetic process
Molecular function (GO): UDP-N-acetylglucosamine diphosphorylase activity
Source: RefSeq, a predicted model, not a curated record